Molecule: messenger RNA, 2769 nt
Organism: Setaria italica (foxtail millet)
Lineage: Eukaryota; Viridiplantae; Streptophyta; Magnoliopsida; Poales; Poaceae
Product: G-type lectin S-receptor-like serine/threonine-protein kinase At2g19130
Exons: 1
Coding region: 80-2551 (823 amino acids)
Biological process (GO): protein phosphorylation; recognition of pollen
Molecular function (GO): protein serine/threonine kinase activity; ATP binding
Source: RefSeq, a predicted model, not a curated record
AAAUAGCAUCCGUACGCAACUAUUAUGGUAGGGACACACCUUUCUUCCUCCUAGCAGCAAGCUCUACUACGCAAUCGACAUGCGUCUCCUCAUCCUGCUGGUACUAGCACUACAUCUCUCCAGCCACCACACUCCCGCAAUCUCUGCAGCCAGAAGCACGGAGGCACUCUUCCCCGGCCAGUCCCUCGCCACCGGCGACAAGCUCGUCUCCGGCAACGGCAAGUUCGCGCUCGGCUUCUUCCAGCUCGCCGGCGCCGGCAGCACCACUGAUAGCCGCUGGUAUCUUGGCAUAUGGUUCAAUAAGAUCCCCAAUUUCACUCCCGUGUGGGUAGCAUACAGGGAGGAGCCAUUGACGGACCCAAGCUCAUCCGAGCUCUCCUUCUCCGAUGACGGCAACCUCGUCCUGUUCGACAGGGCCACCAACUCCACCAUCUGGUCCAGCCAAGCCAACGCGACGGCGACAACCAACGCCACCGUGCUCGUGCUCCUGGACACCGGGAACCUCGUCCUGCGCCGGCGCUCGGCCGCCGCCAACGCGUCAUCAUCCGGCGCGCUGUGGCAGAGCUUCGAUCACCCGACGGACACCCUCCUCCCCGACGCGACGAUCGGGCUCGACAGGGUCACCGGCCGCACCCGCCGCCUCGUCUCGAGGAAGAACAUGUUCGACCAGUCCCCGGGCGCGUACUCCAUGGAGCUCGGCCUCGCCGGCGUCGUCCGGCUGCUGUGGAACUCGUCCGUGCCGUACUGGUCCAGCGGGGACUGGGACGAGCGGUACCAGUACUUCAGCUCGGUGCCGGGGAUGACGGUGCGCCACCUGUUCGAAUUCACCUUCGUCGACGACGGCCGGGAGGUGUCCUUCGCGUACCACCUGCGCGAUGAGGCCGACACCGUGUACAGCUUCCUCGACGUGUCCGGGCAGAGGAAGGUCCUCCUCUGGCAUGAGAGUUCGCAGGAAUGGUGGACAAUCUACCCGCACCCGGAGCUCCAGUGCGACGUGCACGCCACCUGCGGACCCUUCGCGGUCUGCACCGACGGCGCGACCUCGCCGUGCAGCUGCAUGAGGGGAUUCUCCGUGGCGGCGCCUGAUGACUGGGAGCUCGGUGACAGAACGGCCGGGUGCAAGAGGGACAUUCCCCUGGAUUGCGGUGGCAGCGGCAGUAGUGUCGCCGGACUGGCAGACAGGUUCUACGCCGUGGCAGCCGUGAGCUUGCCGUAUGAUCGACGGAGCGUUGGAGGACACGUCGCAAGCGCAGCUGAAUGCGAGCAGGCUUGUCUGAGCACCUGCUCUUGUUCUGCUUAUUCCUUCGGUAGCAGCGGUUGCAAUGUGUGGCAUGGUGAGCUGUUUAAUGUGAAGCACCUGCAGUUUGCUGUUGCUGAUGCCGCCGCUGAUGACGGCGAAGUUCUUUACCUUCGCCUCGCUGCGAAGGAGUUUCAGACAAGGAAGAAGAACAGGGGGAUGGUCAUUGGAGUCGCCAUCGCAACUGGUAUUGCCGCUUUGAGUCUCGUAGCGCUCAUCUUGCUCCUGAUGGCGAUGGCAAGAAGGAACAGAAGGAAUUUUCACACGUUGAACAGUUUACACGGUGACAGUGGGCUGAUCGCGUUCAGAUACAGAGAUCUCCAGAGAGCGACUAGGGAUUUUUCAGACAAGAUUGGAGCCGGGGGGUUCGGUUCCGUGUUCAAGGGAUCGUUAGACAAUUCCACGACCAUCGCCGUCAAGAGGCUCAACGGCUCCUACCGAGUGGAGAAGCAGUUCAGGGCGGAGGUGAGCUCCAUCGGCAUCCUCCAGCACACAAACCUGGUCAGGAUGGCCGGCUUCUGCUGCGAGCGCGGCAGGAGGCUGCUGGUCUACGAGCACAUGCCCAACCUCUCCCUCGACGUCCACCUCUUCCGGAGCGACGCCGCCGCCGCCGCCCUGAGCUGGAGCACCAGGUACCGGAUCGCGGUCGGCGUCGCGCGGGGCCUGGCGUACCUGCACGAGAGCUGCCGGGACUGCGUCAUCCACUGCGACGUCAAGCCGCAGAACAUACUCCUCGACGGAUCGUUCGGGCCGAAGAUCGCCGACUUCGGGAUGGCGAAGCUCAUGGCGAGGGAUUUGAGCCGGGUGCUGACCACGGCCAGGGGAACCGUCGGGUACCUCGCGCCGGAGUGGAUCGGCGGGAUGGCCAUCACGCCCAAGGUCGACGUGUACGCCUACGGGAUGGUGCUGCUGGAGAUCGUGUCCGGGAGGAUGAACUCGCAGGAGGAGUGCGGCGGCGGCGGCGGUGGGGACGACGACGACGAUGUUGUCUACUUCCCGGUCCUGGCCGCGCGAAAGCUUCUGGAGGGGGAUGUGAUGAGCCUCGUGGAUCGAAGGCUGCGCGGCGACGCCGUCGUCGAGGAGGUGGAGAGGGCGUGCAAGGUGGCCUGCUGGUGCAUUCAGGACAGCGAAGUUGAUCGGCCGACGAUGGGGAAGGUGGUCCAGAUUCUCGAAGGUCUGGUUGAGGUCGAGAUGCCUCCGGUGCCGAGGUUGCUCACGGCUAUCGCGGGGAGAUCCCAUUCGGCCUGCACGUAGCCGUCUUCGUUGUCCAAGCGCGCGCGAUCGUAAUGGUAGCCAAAAUGUAAAAAAGGUUCAUGUACUCGUGCUACAUUUCAAAAUGCAAGUUAUUAUUUUAGUUUUGUCCUUAGUUAAUUUUUUAAAAACUUUAAUCAAGUAGUUGAAAAUGUUGAUGUGGAGAGGCUACAAGCUGAGUCGAUUCUUAGAAAUUGAGUUUAUUUGUUGUACACAUAUAU